Molecule: messenger RNA, 1224 nt
Organism: Protobothrops mucrosquamatus (brown spotted pit viper)
Lineage: Eukaryota; Metazoa; Chordata; Lepidosauria; Squamata; Viperidae
Gene: HORMAD1
Product: HORMA domain containing 1
Exons: 15
Coding region: 1-1224 (407 amino acids)
Source: RefSeq, a predicted model, not a curated record
AUGGCAACUUUGCAAAAGCAAAGGAAUCCUGUGACUGCAGCCAUAUUCCCCACCAAAAUUGCGACCGAACAGCAAUCCCUCAUGUUGGUGAAGCGGCUAUUGGCCAUCUCCGUCUCCUGCAUCACCUAUCUCAGGGGCAUUUUGCCCGAAAGUGCCUAUGGGACGAGAUAUUUGGAUGAUCUCUGCGUGAAGAUCCUAAAAGAGGAUAAAAACUGCCCCGGGUCCAGCCAGCUCGUGAAAUGGAUGCUAGGAUGUUAUGAUGCCCUGCAGAAAAAAUAUCUCAGAUUAAUCGUCUUAGCAGUCUACACCAACCAGGAGGAUCCCCAGACGGUUACAGAAUGUUACCAGUUUAAGUUCAAAUACACAAACAAAGGACCUUCAAUGGAUUUCAGAAGUCAGCAGAGUCAAUCGAGCAUCACAUGCGCGGACACUAAGAAAGCAAGUAUCCUGCUCAUCCGCAAGAUUUACAUCCUGAUGCAAAACCUGGGCCCGCUGCCUGAUAACGUCUGCUUGACCAUGAAGUUGUUCUAUUAUGAUGAAGUUACACCUCCGGACUACCAGCCCCCUGGAUUCAAAGAGGGCGACUGCGAAGGGAUGGUCUUGGAGGGGGAGCCGAUGUACCUCAAUGUUGGGGAGGUUCCCACCCCUUUCCAUAUGCUGAAAGUGAAAGUGACCACCGAGAAGGACCGCAUGGAACGUGUGGACAAAGCCAUCCUGAAGGAGGACUCCUCCCUUGCUUCCGUCCAAGGCUGGCAUCUUCAUGAAGGCCAGGACCAAAAAAUGGAUGAAGAUUUUGUGCUGGAAAAUAAAACAGGAGGGCAGAACAACGCAAGCAGGAAGCUGUGCCCUGAAGAACAAAACCUAAUUUGCACAGAGGAAGAGCAAAUCACAGAAGAACAUCAGAGCUGCCCCAUCAGUAAUUCUAAGGUGGAUCAUUUAAUAAGCAAGACAUCAGAACUUGAAGUCACCGAGAGCAGAACCCGAAGCGGAAAGAAAUUUCAGCGAAAGACGAGUAACAGUUCCUCUGUCUCUGUCAAGGGUGCCGUGGAAAACACAAAGCAGAGACCAUCAAAGGGUGCCGAAGCUCAGAAGAGAAGGAGCUCAGAACUGGAGAAGCCUUUCUUUACUCACACUUGUUCCCAGGUUCAUCCUCUGGAUUUCUCUUCCAGCCAAGAGCUCAGUCCCAAGCGGAGAAAAAUCAGCCAGCCCACGGAAGAGUUCUAG